UUAUUUCACCUCAGAGAGUAAACAGAUAUAUUGGAGCCCCAAGGGUUCAUGGGUAGCGUAUUUACAAAGGAGCCUCCUCCGCCAGCCCGUGCCACCGCUGCUAAUGAGAGCGGUCAUUAAGUAAAUGAGACAUCGCCUUUAGCUGGCUUAGGAGUUCGCACACUGAGGGGAGAAGAUAUUUAAUUGAAACCCACACACAGGCUUCCCCACACGUGACUGCAGUGAGGGAGGCAGCUGCCUUCCCCUCCCCCGUUCUCCCCCCAUACCCCCCCAUGUAAAUUUCAUGAUUGCUUUCCGUGAUGUCAUUUUGAAAGAGGACAGACAAUAGCUGUGGGGAAAGAAAAUGAGUUCCGGGGCAAACUUCUAACCCAGAGGUGGACACAGGAAGACAAGAUCAGCAGCUGCAGAACCGAGAGACAUUUCCUGUAUAGAUACAACAAGAUGAGCUUAGAAAGUGAUGACAAGAGAGCCCGCACACGAUCCAAGACCCUCCGAGGACCCUCAGAGACCACAGGUACAGACCUCAGCUGUCCUACCCCAGGAUGUACUGGUUCAGGACAUGUCCGGGGCAAGUACUCCAGACAUAGAAGCUUACAGAGUUGCCCUCUGGCCAAGAAGAGAAAACUGGAGGAUGCUGAGGCUGAGCACCUGGUAUCCAAGAGGAAGUCACACCCUCUGAGGCUGGCUCUGGAUGAGGGCUACCGCAUGGACAGUGAUGGCAGUGAGGAUGCCGAGGUGAAGGACGCCUCUGUUUCUGAUGAAUCAGAAGGAACUCUGGAGGAGGCUGAGGCUGAGAUGUCAGGACAGGAGGAGAUUCAUCACCCCCAGACAGCUGAAGGAAAAGGCCUCAUCAAACCCCAUUUUGGAUCCAACCCCACAAUCAGCCCUUCUGGCUUCUCUAAGGGCAGCUACAACAGCUACCAGGGGAUCAUUGCAACGUCCCUCCUAAAUCUGGGCCAAAUUGCUGAAGAGACCCUUGUGCGGGAGGACUCAGUCUCAGUAGCUAAGCUGGGCUCUGCUGUCGUUCAUCAGCUUCAAGAUGAGGCUGCAAUGAGGGCCACCAGUGAUGAGGGUGAAAAGGACCUCUUUAUACAGCCAGAGGACGUGGAGGAGGUCAUUGAAGUCACCAGUGAACGUUCCCAGGAGCUAUGCCCUACGUCUCUGGAAGAUAUGGUUAGUGAAGAGUCAAGUAAGCAGAAAGGUGUCCUAGGUGGUGAGGAGGAGGAGGGAGAAGAUGAUGAUGAGGAAGAAGAAGAAGAGGAGGAAGAAGAGGAGGAGGGAGAGGAGGAAGAGGAAGAGGAGGAUGAGGAAGAAGAGGAGGAGGAGGAGGAAGAAGAGGAAGAGGAGGAGGAAGAAGCAGCUCCAAAUGUGCUCUUUGGGGAAGACACUUCUCGUACCUCUGCCCAGAAGGCUUCCCCUGAGUUCCGAGGCCCAGAUCUAUCCAGUCCCAAGCCUGAGUACUCAGUUAUUGUGGAGGUUCGUUCUGAUGAUGACAAGGAUGAGGAUUCACACUCGCAGAAGUCAGCAGUCACAGAUGAAUCAGAGAUGUAUGACAUGAUGACCCGUGGGAACCUGGGCCUUCUGGAGCAGGCCAUUGCCCUGAAGGCUGAGCAGGUGCAAGCUGUCUGUGAGCCUGGCUGCCCACCUGCUGAGCAGGGCCAUGUGGGCCCAGGAGAGCCAGGGAAGGUGGCAAAGUCUCUGGACGUGGUGAGGAAGAGCUGCUACAGCAAAGAUCCUUCUAGGGUGGAGAAGCGUGAAAUCAAGUGUCCGACACCUGGCUGUGAUGGCACUGGCCAUGUUACUGGCUUGUACCCUCAUCACCGCAGCCUGUCUGGCUGUCCCCACAAGGAUAGAAUCCCUCCAGAGAUCUUGGCCAUGCAUGAAAAUGUGCUGAAGUGCCCCACUCCUGGCUGCACGGGUCAAGGCCAUGUGAACAGCAACCGCAAUACCCACAGAAGUUUGUCUGGAUGUCCCAUUGCUGCUGCUGAAAAAUUAGCCAAAUCUCAUGAGAAGCAGCAACUGCAGACAGGAGAUCCUCCCAAAAAUAACUCCAAUUCAGAUCGGAUCCUCAGGCCCAUGUGCUUUGUGAAGCAGCUUGAGGUUCCUCCUUAUGGGAGCUACCGACCUAGUGUGGCUCCCGCCACGCCCCGGGCCAACUUGGCCAAGGAGCUGGAGAAGUUCUCCAAAGUCACCUUUGACUACGCAAGUUUUGAUGCUCAGGUUUUUGGCAAACGUAUGCUUGCUCCAAAGAUUCAGACCAGCGAAACCUCACCCAAAGCCUUCCAAUGCUUCGACUACUCUCACGAUGCCGAGGCUGCGCACAUGGCUGCCACAGCCAUCCUGAACCUAUCCACUCGAUGCUGGGAGAUGCCAGAGAACCUCAGCACAAAGCCACAGGGCCUCCCCAGCAAGGCUGUGGACAUUGAGGUUGAUGAAAAUGGCACUCUGGACUUGAGUAUGCAUAAGCAUCGCAAGCGGGAAAACACUUUUCCCAGCAGCAGCAGCUGCAGUAGCAGCCCCGGUGUCAAGUCUCCUGACGUCUCUCAGCGCCAGAGCAGUACCAGUGCCCCCAGCAGCUCCAUGACCUCGCCCCAGUCCAGCCAGGCCUCCCGCCAGGAUGAGUGGGACCGUCCCCUAGACUAUACCAAACCUAGUCGGCUUCGAGAGGAAGAGCCUGAGGAGUCAGAGCCAGCAGCACACUCUUUUGCUUCCUCUGAAGCAGAUGAUCAGGAAGUGUCAGAAGAGAAUUUUGAGGAGCGGAAGUACCCAGGAGAAGUCACCCUGACUAACUUUAAGCUGAAGUUUCUCUCCAAGGAUAUAAAGAAGGAGCUUCUCACCUGUCCCACCCCCGGCUGUGACGGCAGUGGCCAUAUCACCGGGAACUAUGCCUCUCAUCGCAGCCUCUCUGGUUGCCCUCUUGCUGACAAGAGCCUCAGAAACCUCAUGGCUGCCCACUCUGCUGACCUCAAGUGCCCCACACCUGGCUGUGAUGGCUCUGGCCACAUAACAGGGAACUAUGCUUCACACAGAAGUUUGUCAGGCUGCCCACGUGCCAAGAAGAGUGGACUCAAGGUGGCGCCUACCAAGGAUGACAAGGAGGACCCCGAGUUGAUGAAGUGCCCAGUUCCAGGCUGUGUGGGGCUUGGCCACAUCAGCGGCAAAUAUGCCUCUCACAGGAGUGCUUCUGGUUGCCCGCUGGCUGCUCGGAGGCAGAAAGAGGGCGCUCUCAAUGGUUCAUCUUUCUCCUGGAAGUCGCUGAAGAAUGAGGGCCCUACUUGCCCCACCCCAGGUUGUGAUGGCUCUGGGCAUGCCAAUGGCAGUUUCCUCACCCACAGAAGUUUGUCUGGCUGUCCCAGAGCAACCUUUGCUGGAAAGAAAGGAAAACUCUCAGGGGAUGAGAUUCUCAGCCCAAAAUUCAAGACAAGUGAUGUGCUGGAGAACGAUGAGGAGAUCAAGCAGCUAAAUCAGGAGAUACGAGACUUGAACGAGUCCAAUUCGGAGAUGGAGGCUGCCAUGGUGCAGCUGCAGUCUCAGAUCUCUUCCAUGGAGAAGAACCUGAAGAGCAUUGAGGAGGAGAACAAGCUCAUCGAGGAGCAGAAUGAGGCCCUGUUCCUGGAACUGUCUGGGCUGAGCCAGGCCCUUAUCCAAAGUCUUGCCAAUAUCCGCCUUCCACACAUGGAGCCAAUAUGUGAACAGAAUUUUGACGCCUAUGUGAACACCCUCACUGACAUGUACUCCAAUCAGGACUGCUACCAGAACCCGGAAAACAAAGGCCUUCUGGAAACGAUCAAGCAAGCUGUGAGGGGCAUUCAGGUCUAGGCUGCACUGCCCAGAGGAGUCCCUGCUCUGCUCCUCACAGUGGGGACCCCUGACUUAUAGCUACUUCUAAUUGGAAGCCUGGGUGCAGCCUUGGGCAGCUUACCCAAAGGGGAGCCUGGAAAUCAGUGUCUCCUAUCAUGUCCCCAUUAGGCCCAGGCAUGAAGACCUCUCUGUGUGGGUGUCUGGGGACACUGAAGUAUUACAAAGUGAUUUAUUUUUGUUUUCUGAAAGAAGUCUGAAGAGCAGCUCAAAGUCUCCGUGGAAGCUCAUGGACAAGGUUCUCAGGGAAGUUUUGGAGUUUGCAGCCACAGUGUUCCAUUGUCUGUCAAGGUUGGGAGGGCAGCCAUGGACUUGAUGGGUGUUAGUCUCAGCAGGAGGGCAUGCCUAGGCUUCUGGCUAUGCUCACUGAGGCCCAUGUGGCAAGUAUGUUUUGUGUUUUCAUUUAAUUCAACUUUGUGUUAAAGGUGCAUUCUGCUUGAGAAGUGAAUCUAGGGACGGGCCUCCCAAGAUGGCAGUCUACACAGCUGACAAGCAUCAUAGAAAAUCAGCUGAAGGUAUUUUUCACUUGGAGGCCCUGAAAAUCAGCCAUUUGCUUGGGCAGCAGAUGCCUGUAGGCUGUGCAGACCUGCUUCCUCCUGGCUCCAGUCUUUAAACUCCUGGCCUGGGCUCUAAGUCCAGGACCACUGGGCCAAGCCUCUGCUUUCUGUACCUCCACCCAGGUGCUAGACCCAUCAUUGUUAUCUUUUCCUGUGCAUCCAAGGUGACUGGGGUGAGGAGAGUGGUAUCAGAGGUAAAUUGUUAAUGGGAGACCACCAAGAUUUCACUUCUUUGUAGACUUAUUUAAGAUGUGAAAAGGGUCAAUUUUAAUUUAAUGUGUUAAAAACACAAUGUUCUUACCGUGUAAAUAGAGUCCAAGUUAAUUGUGACUGCAAUUCCAAAUUAGUAUUUAAAAGUAGAAAAAUUGCACUUCCUGGAAGACACUGAAAGUAGUUAGUUUAUUCUGUAAAUUAUUUAAUUUUGUCAUGAUGAGUAUUUAUAUUCAUACCCUCUUAUGUUAAUGUUUUCUAUUUAUUAUUUUUAUUUAUUAAUUUUAUACUAUUUCAACUAGACUACACACUAGGGCACCAUAAGAGUUAAAUAAGUUAAAUCAAAACUAAAACAUUUAUUUGACUAUAAGAUAGGCCACAAAGAAUCUUGAUAUAACUUCUAGUUAUAAUUUUGAUGCAACCGAGUUAUUUUUUAUAUAUUUUGUUAUUUAUUCUCUUAAUAAUGGAAUUUUUUAAAAAAAAGUAUUUUGUAACUGAGGAAUUUUGAUAAUUUGGGUUUUCUCCCCAUUGGUCCAUCAGAGAGAAAGGUGUUUUAGUUUUCUUUUCCCCUUUGGGUUCCUUUUGUCCGGCCAAUAACAGCAAAUGGAAUUCUGUAUUUAUCAUUAUUUAAGUGUAGUGCAGAUGCGUGUGCUCUGGCGUUUCUUGUGUUGCAUUUGUGGAGGUUCUUAUGGAUGAUUCAUGUUGCUGUGAGGGAGUGCUGGCCAUGGUCAUUUCUAGGCAGUUGCCUGGACUCACUGGCCAAACUGCCCAGGAUCUUGAUACCCCAAUACUGUGACCCUCUUUCCUCAGGAAACACGUUGGACCCACAGUACUUCGUGGUGUGUUUGGAGGGUGAUUUCUAAUAAAAGUCUCACUGUG
Messenger RNA from Meriones unguiculatus (Mongolian gerbil), 5504 nucleotides. RefSeq names its product myelin transcription factor 1 (gene Myt1). NCBI's taxonomy places the organism in Eukaryota, Metazoa, Chordata, Mammalia, Rodentia, Muridae. Gene Ontology annotation, biological process: regulation of transcription by RNA polymerase II. Gene Ontology annotation, cellular component: nucleus. The record is from RefSeq and is a predicted model, not a curated record. Gene Ontology annotation, molecular function: RNA polymerase II cis-regulatory region sequence-specific DNA binding; DNA-binding transcription factor activity, RNA polymerase II-specific; zinc ion binding. The coding region runs from base 442 to 3819 and encodes 1125 amino acids. The transcript has 23 exons.